AUGUGCCGUUUCUCUUCAUGGCUCUCUACAAUUUUCUGUAUAGUUUGCCUCCUCACUCUCUCAUCCUUCACAUCCUUCGCUUUCCUCGUCUCUUUCAUUCUUGGCCUUCCUCGUCGCUCUCUCAUAUUCUUGGCCUUCCUCGUCGCUCUCUCGUAUUCUUGGCCUUCCUCGUCGCUCUCUCGUAUUCUUGGCCUUCCUCGUCGCUCUCUUAUUCUUCUUCGUCGACGUUGUCUCUGCCUCACCUUUAUUUUGAAUCUCCAUGUUUUCUUUUCACUCUUGCCCGUCCUUUUCUUCUUUCUGUCUCUCGCCCGUCCUUUUCUUCUUUCUGUCUCUCGCCCGUCCUUUUCUUCUUUCUGUCCUUUCCUUUUUUUCUUUCUGUCUCUUGCCCGUCCUUUUCUUCUUUCUGUCUCUCGCCCGUCCUUUUCUUCUUUCUGUCUCUCGCCCGUCCUUUUCUUCUUUCUGUCUCUCGCCCGUCCUUUUCUUCUUUCUGUCUCUCGCCCGUCCUUUUCUUCUUUCUGUCUCUCGCCCGUCCUUUUCUUCUUUCUGUCUCUCGCCCGUCCUUUUCUUCUUUCUGACUCUCGCCCGUCCUUUUCUUCUUUCUAUACCCUGUUUUUUUUCCCAUCUCUUUUCUUUUUUUUUUUGUUUUUUUUUUUUUUAUUCUUCUCUUUUCUUGUUUUUUUUUUAUUCUUCUCUUUUCUUGUUUUCUUUACUUGUUUUGUUGUUUUUUUUUUACACUUGUUUUUUUUUACACUUGUUUUUUUUUACACUUGUUUUUUUUACACUUUUCUUUUCUUUCUUUUUUUUUUUUUUUUUAUUCUUCUCUUUUCUUUUUUUUUUUUUUUAUUCACUUCCCUUGUUUUUUUUACUUUUUUGUUGUUUUUUUAA
This is a messenger RNA of Acanthosepion pharaonis, 885 nucleotides long. Lineage: Eukaryota; Metazoa; Mollusca; Cephalopoda; Sepiida; Sepiidae. The record is from the annotation of a GenBank genome assembly.